This is a messenger RNA of Phragmites australis (common reed), 2145 nucleotides long. Its product is annotated as BTB/POZ and TAZ domain-containing protein 1-like. The record is from RefSeq and is a predicted model, not a curated record. The transcript has 5 exons. Gene Ontology annotation, molecular function: protein binding. NCBI's taxonomy places the organism in Eukaryota, Viridiplantae, Streptophyta, Magnoliopsida, Poales, Poaceae. Gene Ontology annotation, cellular component: nucleus. The coding region runs from base 780 to 1826 and encodes 348 amino acids.
CUACUUUCAUGUUCACACUCUUCAUCGCUCCUUCCGAUCUAGGGUUUCAUGUUCUUCCACAUUGCCUCUUCUUGUUCUCCCUCGCUUGCGAUGUUUUUUUAGAAACCUCAAUACAACACACGCACACACUCAAACUAUUAUACGAACGCACUCAAAUAAUGCCUGUUACUGCUCUUCGUUGUUUUCCUCGAUUGAAGUAGCGAAGUUCUUAGUUGUGGGGAUGUUUUUUAUUGAAUUUGGCUAGGAGCUCUAGCAUUCACCGUAAGAAAAAGGAGGUAGCCGCCUGGGUUCAUGCCAUGGUGAGUGGGAGGUGCUCGACAGCAGCUCCGGCCAACUGACCAACGCUUAGCUCCUUGGAAGUAAUGAAAUUUUAGAACUGAAAGUCCCAAAUAGGAUCUCUUUACUUAUUUAUUUUUCACAUUAAAAAGUUUGGGAAUUUUCGAACUGGAGGGCCUGUGUCCGUUGGCAGUCGUCCGUGGAAUGCCCCUUGGUCGCUUCAAAAUCUUCCGGUCGCUUUCCGACUUGCGUGUAGCCUGUAUAUAUGAAAGGUCGUCCAAGCUGUGCUUGAGCUCUCCCGUAUUCCUUGGCCACAUAGUCAUAGAAUCCCAAUUCUUUCGUUCUUUCGCAUUUCUAUUCAUUCUUUGUAGCACAGUUUUUGUCAGGAAUCCUUCCAGGUCUUAUAGAUCACGGUGCUCUUGAAUCUUGCUGUAUCCUAAGAUCAGUGGCACAGGGAUCGUAGAGCAAGUUCUUGAUAUCCCAGGAGGAGCAAGAUCCUGGAAAUGUCAUUCUGCGCGGAUCUCGGCGCGCUCCGGCCGUCGCCGACCGACGUGCGGAUCGUCACGUCCGACGGGAUCAGCAUCGCUGCGCAUUCCUCCGUUCUUGCUGCGGCGUCGCCGGUGCUGGAGCGGAUGAUCGUGCGCGCGCGGCGAGGGUGGGACGCCGACUGCACCGUCCGCAUCCUCGGCGCCCCCUCCGACGCCGUCGUCGCCUUCCUCCGCUUCCUCUACUCCCAGCCCAGGGAGGCGGCGGAGGAGUGGGCGGAGGAUGCGGUGGGCGCGCAUGGGGCGGCGCUGCUGGCGCUGGCGCACGUGUACCGUGUGCCGUGGCUGAAGCGGCGCGCGGAGGCGGGCGUGGCGGCGCGGCUGACCGCGGAGCGCGCGGUGGACGCGCUGAAGCUGGCGGGCCUCUGCGACGCGCCGCGGCUGUACCAGGCGUGCGCGCGCCUCGCCGCCAAGGACCUGGACGCCGUGGAGCGGUCUGAGGGAUGGCGGUUCGCGGGCCGCCACGACGCCGCGCUCCAGCUCGACCUGCUCCGGCUCCUCCACGACGCCGACCAGAGAAAGGAGAGGUGGGAGAGGGAGCGCGCGUCCCAGCACGUGUACCGGCAGCUCAGCGACGCCAUGGCCUUCCUGGACCGCUUCUCCACUGGCGGAUCGUCGUGCGUCGGCGAAGGACGAGAAGCAGAAGCUUCUUCAUGUGACAGCGCAGCCAGCGUGCGCCGGGGGCUCGAGCAGCUCAUGAGGCACUUCGCCGCGUGCGGCAGGACCAGGAAGGCCGCCUCCUGCCCGCGCUGCAGGCGCGCCGUCCAGCUCCUCCGGCUCCACGCCUCCGUCUGCGACAGCGCCGGCGAGCCUUGCAGAGUUCCCUUGUGCAGCAACCUCAAGGCCAAGAUGCAAGAAGAGGGAGUGGACAAUACUUGGAAGCUUCUGGUGAAGAAGGUGAUCAGGGCUAGGGUGAUGUCUGCUUUGGCCAACAGAGAGGUGCCAGAGAUUGUGAAGAAAUCAUGGGCAAAACACAGCAGCAGAAAAGUUGCAAGAUUCGGAUAGAAAAAACAAGUGAUACAGGUACCGGAAAACAUAGUAUAAUAGCUCUGUAGAAGGCCAACUCAACCUGUUUGUAUGCCUUGGCUGUGUGAAUUUGCACCCAGCAAUUGUGUGUCCAAAGCCAGCAUAAUGCCUGCACAUUAUGUAGCAACGUCAAAUAAUAGUAGGAUGGAGCCAAAGUUCCAUUCAUAUUCAUUCUGUCAUUCAUGCAUUUCAAUAGAAAAUGAAUUCAUGGGUUGUAUACUUAGGAUAUAUUUGUUUUAUCUUUUACAAUGUAAAGUUAAAACAAACAGAUAAUUUUGUGUUAUAGUUUUUUACAAUC